Messenger RNA from Hyaloscypha bicolor E, 2766 nucleotides. RefSeq names its product P-loop containing nucleoside triphosphate hydrolase protein. Bases 328 to 2343 code for a protein of 671 amino acids. NCBI's taxonomy places the organism in Eukaryota, Fungi, Ascomycota, Leotiomycetes, Helotiales, Hyaloscyphaceae. The record is from RefSeq and is a predicted model, not a curated record. Gene Ontology annotation, molecular function: ATP binding; ATP hydrolysis activity. The transcript is spliced from 5 exons.
CUUCCCCUACCACACCGCCAUCUUACUCGUUGAAGUCGUGUCCUGGAACAUAGACUUACAGAACUGUACGCCAUGGGUGGGCCAGAUCUAUUUGUGCUGUGCGACGUGCAUCCAUUGCACAAAUUGGAAGCCUUGGGCAUCCCCAAUUUUCGUUGAAAUUGACCACUGCACUUUACAAACUCUCAAGCCUCUCUCAUCGAAGCUGGCAUAGGCCUUUUCCGCAGCCUCUGAAUCUGUCCUGCAGACGAGGUGACCGUAUUUGCUCAAGCCUCGAACUAAGGCCUAAGCUACGAGAGCGCAAGCACUCAUCUUUACCACACUCCCUGCAUGACCAUGGAUCUAUUCAAUAUCGCAGAACCAGCCGGCUCCGCCAAUGCGAGGGAGAAUGCAGACGAGGUUGAAGAUACCGCGGGUUUGUCGUGCGAGAUGAAGACAUAUGUAGCAAGGGACUGGGCCACAGGCGGGAUACAAACCACCCUGGAAGGAGCUAUCCAGAGGUUUGGAUACAAACCAAAGGAGAAAGAUCACGACUCAGCGUUCGUCUUGACCAAACAUUAUUUCAGAGACAAUAAGGUGGCUAGUCACACACAGUUGGAAGUCAGAUCGCCACAUGUCAGAGCAGCUUUGCGUGCAGUCAUCAAAGAGUACCCCGGAGUAACAUUUGAUAAGGCAAGAAUCAUCAUGCGCGACGAAACGAGGUGCCUAUUCCAUUAUCGCAACGAACUUCGGGAAUAUGGGCUCCGUUUGGACGACGGUGUUGCUGUGCAACAUCUUGUCUUUAUUCUGAAUUACAUGUACAAAAGUCUCGAGAGUGAGAUUUCGAGCUACUACACUUUCAUGGAAUCUCCAUCUGUCGCUCCGGGCAUAGACAGCAAACACCUCUGGAUGGCUUUCCGUCCCGGCGAUCUCAUUUACACCAAAAUGGACGGCGUUGACAAAAUUGUAAGACUCAAAUCUACGAGCGGCGGAAGGGGACAUAGCCUUUUGCUGCAGGCAGAAGACAUUCAAUACAAUGGAACGGAUUAUGGGCGUUGCAAAGUGGAGUUAUAUAUCAACGGUUACAUGGGAUAUAAACCCUUGGAAGAGCUCCGAUCCUGCCCUCUACAGUAUAUGCAAUGCAAAGACGCCAUCACCGCUUCGUUGAUCACUAGAGGCAGGAAGUUCCUCGGAUUGCGCGGAGUCCACCACCGACAUUACGAGGGACUUGCGGAAACGUUGUCUCCAUUUCCCGUAAUGGCCUACGAUAGCGAGGAGGAAUACUCCUACCCUCGCCAAUCAUUAAUGAUUAAGAGUCGCGUCAUGAUUGAUUCCACCAAAUUUGGCGAAAUGAGACCACAAUACAAGAAACGUAUUGCCCUCGAGGAAGCAAUCAAAACUGGGCCAGGAGAGCAGCCUGAACUCUCAGAGGAAGAAUUACUAAUAUGCAGCCACACAAUUUCUGGAUUCUCUCUUGCCAAUAAAAGGUGGUGCUUUCUUUUGCUAGACGCCAUCCAGGACUUUGAAUACAACACUAGGGCUUUCGAACUUUUGCUCCUCGCUCCGCCCCAGAAGAAGAUGAUCCAUUCUCUGAUCAAGAUAUACAAGGAUGGCAGACUUGAUUUUGAUGAUAUCAUCAAAGGCAAAGGCAAAGGGAUGAUAUUCUUAUUUCAUGGUGAACCAGGCGUUGGCAAGACCCUAACGGCUGAAGGUGUGGCAGACUAUACACAACGGCCCCUUUACACUGUGACGACGGGUGACCUUGGAGUAGAUUCUUCAAAGAUAGAACGCGUCUUGCUUGAGGCGCUGCAGCUGGCCGCACAUUGGAAUGCCAUUGUGCUUAUCGACGAAGCAGAUGUAUUCCUGGAACAACGCAGCAGUCAUGAUUUGACUCGAAACGGCCUCGUAGCAGUCUUUUUGCGUGUCCUUGAAUACUACGAGGGCAUGAUGAUCCUCACCACAAAUCGCAUCUCAACCUUCGAUGCCGCAUUCAAGUCCCGCAUUCAUCUCGCAAUUAAAUAUCCUGCAUUGUCAUUCGCCUUCCGUCGAGACCUUUGGGUCAUGUUUGUUACCAACGUACAUACACGCCCUCUGCCGCUUUGGUGGGAUGAUGAAUUUCUCAACAGCGUGGCUGCGGAAGCGCUCAAUGGCCGACAAAUCAAAAACGCCAUCCGCACAGCGUACGCCUUAGCCAUUGCUGAUGGUAGCGAGCUUCGUCCCGAAGAUAUCAGAAUGAGCUUGAAGUCCAUCAAGGACUUUGAGGAGGAUUUCGCGCAAGACGUUGUUGAGGCCGGGAGGGAUGUCGAUGUUACUGGACAAGGUGUUGCAGCUUCAGAUCACAGAUCGAAAAGGCAGAGGCAGGAAUAACAAAUGAGUUUUCAUCUCUAAUGUCAGGCGGAAAUUUUCCACUAGAGCUCUUAGUUAUGGUCACGCUAUUGCUUCUUGUGAAAUGUUUAAGUAUAGACACUAUUGGAGAGGAAGCAACUGCAGAUGCUGCGACUAUAAAUGCACUGAUAGGGGGAUGAUAAGGAACAAAAGAAUAAUCAAAAGGCAGUUAGGGAAUUGAAUGUAUCUCUUUCAUCUCUUGCAAUUAAAUCGCAACGUUUUAGAGAGUGGUACAAAUACUUAGAGAGUUUAUGUCAGUUGGAAAUCACGUAAUAGUCCUUCAGCUUGUCAGGGGUCCUACUUCAGCUUGUCUAGGAUCAGCUCUAAGGGAUGGAAUCCUAUAGAACAGGCUGGUUUAUAUAUAUAGCUGCUUUUGCACCUGCAGAACAGAGCUCUUCAAUCGAG